Molecule: messenger RNA, 778 nt
Organism: Cladocopium goreaui
Lineage: Eukaryota; Dinophyceae; Suessiales; Symbiodiniaceae
Source: the annotation of a GenBank genome assembly
CAAGAAAUUGUUUCUGCUUGACUUUUGUGCCUUGACGGCUUGCUGUCCACCUCGACCACUGACCGUGAAUCAGAGUGGAAAACAUCAAAUGAUUGCAGCCGAAACCGUCUUGAGCAGUUUGUCUGAAGCCCAAGACACGAGCAGUUUUCAGGCAGGUCCCAGGUCUUUAGAAAUGCAGACUUCCAGUGAGCAAACGCAGGCUAAAGCCAUGACUUCGCCAGAUCUCGUGUCUCGUUUCGACACAGUCCAUGCCCUGAAGACCCUGGAAGACCAGGAUCAGGCGCCCCAGCAGAUGUCCUACGAGGAAUUGGCCCGACAGCCGAUCCUGUUCGGAGAAGCCAAGAAGGGGCAAAAGUAUGGAGAAGUUGUCCAGAAGGACCCAGCCUACUGCCGAUGGUUUCUGAAAAAGUGGAUCAACAGCCCGAAGGCAGAGCAUCGCAUGUUCUGCCACUUCCUGAACAUGUGGAUCGAAAGGAAAGAGCUGUCCUUGGGCAUCGAGACCACCCCUGGAGAAAUGGUGGGUCCCGAACCGACCAGUUCUCAUGUGUGCCCCAAGGCCAAGGCCAAGAGCGUUGGGAAGCCUUUCAAACCGUUGAUGCCGAUCGAUCUGGAUUUGGAAGAAGAGGAGUGCUGGGAUCGUCUGUCCCAAGACCACAAGACCGACAAGGAAGACGAGACUGCCAAGAGGCUGGAUCAUCUAGAAGGAGUUCUGAGCGAAGUGAUCGGCCAACUGCAGAUGUUGUCCCAACAUCUCUCCGUGAGCCAGGCCAGCAAGUAG